Populus nigra (black poplar) is the source of this 1066-nucleotide messenger RNA. RefSeq names its product protein EMBRYO DEFECTIVE 514-like. NCBI's taxonomy places the organism in Eukaryota, Viridiplantae, Streptophyta, Magnoliopsida, Malpighiales, Salicaceae. Gene Ontology annotation, biological process: chloroplast organization; chloroplast rRNA processing. The record is from RefSeq and is a predicted model, not a curated record. Gene Ontology annotation, cellular component: chloroplast. The coding region runs from base 175 to 921 and encodes 248 amino acids. The transcript has 2 exons.
AUUGGCCCGAGGAAUAAAACCCGUUUCUAAAUGGUUGCCGUUUCGGAUAUUUAAAAUCAGUAAAAACAAUAAUGGAACCCUAAAAAUCCCAACUUCCCACAGACAGACAGCAGCUCCUCUUGUCCACUCUCCAGUUCCUAGAGCUACAAUCUUGGGCUGUUUUCUUGUAUACUGAUGGCAGAGGAGAUAAUAGCCGAAGCCAUUGAGGCCAACCUGGAGAGAGCUGACACAGCUACUGAGGAAAUGGAUAUGGUGGAGGAUGUGGCAGCAAAUGGUGAUAAGCGAGCUAGAGAGGGAGAGGACGAGGAUAAUGAGGAUGUAGCAAAGAAGCAGAAGGUGGAUAAAUCUGUGGAGGAAGAGCGACUGGAGAAGCUUGAAGGAGAGGGGACAGGAGAGGGAGAGGAGAAGAAAGAGGAGGAGCGACCGGAGAAGCUUGAAGGAGAGGGGACAGGAGAGGGAGAGGAGAAGAAAGAGAAGGAGAAUUCAGGUCCAGUCAGCUUGGGUCCAAAGAGUUUUGGGUCGGCAGUGGAGAUGUUUGAUUAUUUCUACAAUUUCCUCCAUUACUGGCCUCCUAAUCUUAAUGUCAACAAGUAUGAACAAAUGGUGCUACUGGACUUGCUGAAGAGAGGUCAUACAGAGCCUGACAAAAAGAUCGGUGGGGGGAUCCAAACUUUCCAAGUUCGGUUUCAUCCAAUGUUCAAGAGUCGGUGCUUCUUCCUAAUUAGGGAUGAUGAGUCUGUGGAUGAUUUCAGCUUUCGGAAGUGUGUGGAUCACAUACUUCCGCUGCCUGAGGACAUGAAAAUAAAAUCUGACAACUUUCUCGGUGGAGGGAAAGGUCAUGGUGGGAAAGGUGGUCAUGGUGGAAGAGGUGGACGAGGUCGUGGCCGUGGUUAUGGAAGGGGUGGUAGAUCAAGGAACUGAAUCAUAGAAGACAAAUGAGGAUUGCAUGUUUUUCUUCUGUAUUGUCUAGCUAAGUCUCUCUCUUAUCCAAGUUUUGACUCUUAAAUGCUUAAAUUUUGAAGGCUCUUUGCUUAGCUUUGGAGAUCAUCAGUUUUUUCUGUUUCAA